Scomber scombrus (Atlantic mackerel) is the source of this 2430-nucleotide messenger RNA. It is a transcript of the gene rogdi, whose product is annotated as rogdi atypical leucine zipper. Bases 52 to 945 code for a protein of 297 amino acids. Lineage: Eukaryota; Metazoa; Chordata; Actinopteri; Scombriformes; Scombridae. The transcript has 11 exons. Gene Ontology annotation, cellular component: RAVE complex. The record is from RefSeq and is a predicted model, not a curated record.
UCACAGAGAGAGGACGGAGCUUUAACGGCUUUGCUUCAGUUUCUGCACACAAUGCUGAACCCGCAGAGAUCUCUGUCCGAGUUGCCCAAGAUGUCUUCAGCUAGCCAGGUGGAGAGAGCCGUGCUGGAGGAGGAAUUCAACUGGCUGCUUAAAGAAGAAGUACAUUCUGUCCUGAAGCAACUCCAGGAUGUCCUCAAGGAGGCGUCCAGACGUUUCUCCAUGCCGACACCAGGCCUGGAGAGUCAGCUCAAACAGGAAAACUUCAUCCUCGGCAGCUCAACCAUGGAUCAAGUGAAAGGAGUGCUGACUCUGCAGGGAGAGGCUCUGACUCAGGCUGACAUAAACCUGAAGGUUGCAAAGAGCAGCCAAGUGCUGCACUUUCAGUUCAGGGAGGACAAGCAGUGGAAACUGCAGCAGAUCCAGGAUGCCAGGAACCACGUGAACCAGGCUCUCCAGCUGCUGAGCAGCCAUGAUGACAGCUACCACUUCAAGACGGGAGCUGAGGUGAACAAGCUGAUGGAUGCAGUGAUGCUCCAGCUGACACGAGCACGGAACCGCCUCACCACCCCAGCCUCCAUGACGCUGCCUGAGUUGGCUACCAGUGGACUGAUGAAAAUGUUCACUCCUCCCAUGCCCGGAGAUGUAAUGGUGAAUUUUUACAUCAAUUUAAGCAAACUGUGUCUGACCGUCUACCAGCUUCAUGUGCUGCCUCCCAACACUACAAAGAAUUUCAAACCAGCUGGAAGCUCAGUAUUGCACAACCCUGGAGCAAUGUUUGAGCUCAACAACAACCGCUUCGAGGUGAGCCACGUUCACAAGGUGGAGUGUGUGGUGCCCUGGCUCAAUGACACGCUGGUGUUCUUCACCAUCUCACUGCAGCUCUGUCAGCAGCUCAAGGACAAGAUAUCUGUCUUCUCCAGUUUCUGGAACUACAGACCUUUCUAAUCCACCUCCAGAGACCUUCAGACACAAACAAACCACACAAGUGUAAGGGACUUCCUGGGAAUGCUUUUAUUUUUUUAAUGUAUUUAUCAUCCGGUCAUACAGUCAAGUGUUUCAUGAUCAGCCGAAGGAGCCAAUCAAAACCCCCCCGACAGGUAUCCAUGUUUGCCAUUCCCACUUGUGUUAGCUCUGGUGUGUGUGUGUGUGUGUGUGUUGCAUCUCACAGCACUGAUUUGAACUUCUCCUUGAAUGAAUGUGACUUUUUGUUGAUUUAUUAGCAUUACUUUUUUGUUAUGUUCCAGCAAUGUAUUUUUUAUUUGGUUUUUAUACCAAAGUUAUCAACUCAUCUGAACUGUGUUAUUGUGUGAAACACUAAUUUGUGCACUCAGGGUUGGAAAACGAUGCAGUCCCUAAGAGCUCAAAGUGGGAGAUUUCUUUUCUGUCAUAUUAUUUUAGUUCUCUCAUGAAGUUCUUAAAGUUUUUUGCAUUGCCUCUUUAGUCCUCCAUGUUUUCUCAGCCAGCUUCUUACUAUGACGAAUGUAGCUUCAACACUUUUGGUUAUUUCACUUGACACAUUUUUGUGCCUGUGUCUUUUUUUUCUGUCUGUGGUUGGAAGUUGGCACGUCUCGUGCACCAGGAUCAGGAUUUGACAACAUCUGAAAAUAUGAUGACAGUGGAGGGCUUGUCUGCUGAUGCACAACUUAAACUUUGACUAUUGCACAUUAACUGUUGAAUAUUUCAUGUUAUAAAGAAACACUUAGAAAGAAAAAGCACGUUUUCAAGAGCUGUAAUCUGUUUGUUUAUCUUCUAUACACAUUAAUGAGAUGGGUGCUGUCUCAGCUGGGGCUCAGCCAUGUACAGGUGGAGUCACAGGUGUGCAGGUGGAGGUGGGAUGCCAGUAGUUUCCCUCAGGUAGGGGGUUCCUAACAGUCAGAUAUUCCUUUAGUUUUACUAAUUUCAUAUUCAUGCUUAUUAACAGUGGCAGGUCAGUAUAUUUUACGCUAAGUUGUAAAUGGAAUUAAGUAGUUUGAACAGUUCUUAGUGCUGAGUGUUGUACAGUGUAAUGAAUGGAAACAUACAGUUAAUAGAGAGCAUUGUAUGAGAGUGCAAAAAGCUUUAUAAGGGAAUACAAACAUAAAUGUAUAACGAUAUCAAUCCUGUGAGGAGAUGCAGAAGUAGUGUGAAAAUAUUUCCCACUGGGUUAAAAACAUGUCUGUGACUGUUUUUUUAGUUUUUGUUGGAAAUGACUUGGAAACACACAUUCCCUGUUUGUUACUAUAUGGAAAAUGAUGAUAAAUGAUAAGCUACUAGUCGUGUCUGCUAUAUGUUUAUAUUUAUUUACAUGGCGUUGGUUUUUUAAAGUAUGUCGCUGAUUCCCUGUGAACCAAACCGUUAUCCAAUCAAGAACAAAUGACUUCAUUCCAGUAAGUGUUAAUCUAUUUUGCAGAGCUGCCUAUCAUAUCAAAUGUGGAAAUUAUUUAUCUGAUA